GGCCCCUCCCUGGCCGGCCCCCCUUCUGCCCGCCGAGGGGCUGCUCGCUCUCCCUCUCUCGGGGUGAGUCUCGCCGUGGGGAGAAGGGGGGGGGGCUGGUCAGAUCCUGCAGGGGGGGAGGCCCAAAUCGGGGGGGCGGGGGGGCCAGGGCUCUGCCCCCUGGGGGAGGGGGGGGAGGCUGCGGAUAAAGCCCUGUAUUCUCAAUAAAGAGUGGAGGGGGUGUAUCCCUCCUCUUCACAAGGUUUCAUGUAGAUGUUGAACAGCAUAGGGGAUAGGAUCAAGCCCUGAGGAACCCCACAUUGAAGGCUCCAUGGGGCUGACAAGCACUCCCCAAGUAAUGCCCUCUGGGAACGCCCAUCCCAGUAGGACCAGGACCACCGAAAAGGGGGGCCACCCACCCCUAACUGGGACAGGCGCUCCAGGAAGAUGCCACGGUUGAUGGUAUCAAAAGCCGCUGAGAGGUUGAGGAGAAUUAAGAGGGACAUGCUUCCCUUGUCUCUUUCUUGACAGAGGUCACCAUACAGGGUGACCUGUAUGUUUCAAGGAAAUCAGUUUCCUCUAAGAGCGCCUUCAUCUGGUCCUUGACCACCCACUCCAGAACCUUGCUCAGGAAAGGGGGAUUAGCAACUGGCCAGUAGUUACCGUAUUUUUCGCUCUAUAACACGCACCCGACCACAACACGCACAUAAUUUUUAGAGGAGGAAAACAAGAAAAAAAACAUUCUAAACGAAACAGUGGGUGUAUGAUUUUUGUGCUUCAUGCUGUGGCCACAGACAUGUGAUCUGACGGUGAGUUGGGGUAGCCCAAUGCAAAAAUCCUGAGGAUCCAUGUUUGUAACCACGUUUUUGCACCACUGCGGCCCCAGGCAACAGUGAGUGCGUGGUUUUUUUGGUGCAAACUGUAGCCAUCGACAUGCUAUGUGAUCUGAUGGUGAAUUUGGGGUGACCCAGUGCAAAAAUCCUGAGGAUCCAUGUGGAUCUGUGCUUUGUAACCACGUUUUAAGUGGGGAGGGAAGGAAAAGCUCUCAAGGGACAAGGAGCACGCAUGGGGUGGGUGGAGAAGGAUGCUGCUAAUAAUGCAGAAGAGGGGUUUAAGGGGAGAAGGUUCGUCUCCUCUCCCGCUUUGCUUCUUUAAAGCAAGCAGGCUCUGCUUCUCUUCCUCCUCCCCACCCCCCGCUUAGCGAGCUGAAAAUUACCGAGCUGAGUGGGGAGGAGAGAGGGACAGAGAGCCUGCUUGCUUUAAAGGAACCAACCGGACAGGAGCCGCUUACACUCAUGUAAGCGGCUCCUCUCCUCUCCCGCUUUGCUCCUUUAAAGAAGCAGGCUCUCUGUCCCUCUCUCCUCCCCACUCAGCGGCUCUUCUCCUGCUAUGCGAGCCACGGAGGAGGGAAGCAUUACCUCCAUAACAGGCACAGAGAUUUCCCCUUACUUUCUAGGAGGAAAAAAAUGCGUGUUAUGGAGCGAAAACUACGGUAGUUCGAUUUUCUUUUUUUUUUUUAAUGAUAUUUAUUAAGGUUUCAAUAAAAGAUUAAACAGAAAAACAUAAAAAAGAAAUACACAAUUCAAAAAUGCACAAUACAUAAAUCAAAAAACAAAAAACAAAAAAAAAGACAAAAAAGAAAAAGAACAGUUACAAACAAUAUCACCUUUUCAUUUCCAUUUUUAAAUUUACUUAUUUUCUGGACCUCCUCAUACCUCCCUCUUUUGUAUUCCAGUUCAAAUUGUUUGUCCAGCAAUUUCUUUCCCACUUUUUUAAUCCCAAUCUUUAAUCUUAAUAUAAUAUAACAUUAAAAUUUUACCUCUUAAAAACCAAAUUUCCAUUUCCUUAAACUUCUUUAAUCCUAAUCCUUAAUCUUAGUCUAUCUAUAACUUUGAAUCCUGUACAGCUGGAAACCACUUAUUUUCAAUCGAACAUCACUCUAACAUUCUUUAAUUUUGCAGUGUUUCUGCAGAUAGUCUUUGAAUUUCUUCCAAUCUACCUCCACCGACUCUUCUCCCUGGUCACGGAUUCUACCAGUCAUUUCCGCCAGUUCCAUAUAGUCCAUCGGUUUCAUCUGCCAUUCCUCCAGUGUGGGAAGCUCUUGUGUCUUCCAAUACUUUGCAAUGAGUAUUCUUGCUGCUGUUGUCGCAUACAUAAAGAAAGUUCUAUCCUUCUUUCCCACCAUUUGGCCGACUAUGCCCAGGAGAAAGGCCUCUGGUUUCUUGGGGAAGGUAUAUUUGAAUACCUUUUUUAAUUCAUUAUAUAUCAUUUCCCAGAAAGCCUUAAUCUUUGGGCACGUCCACCAAAGGUGAAAAAUGUACCUUCAGUUUCUUUACAUUUCCAACAUUUAUUAUCGGGCAAAUGAUAGAUUUUUGCAAGCUUGACUGGAGUUAUGUACCACCUGUAUAUCAUUUUCAUAAUAUUCUCUCUUAAGGCAUUACAUGCCGUAAAUUUCAUACCUGUGGUCCAUAACUGUUCCCAGUCAGCGAUCAUAAUGUUGUGUCCAACGUCUUGUGCCCAUUUAAUCAUAGCUGAUUUUACCGUUUCAUCCUGAGUGUUCCAUUUCAGCAGCAAGUUAUACAUUUUUGACAAAUUCUUAGUUUUGGGUUCUAACAGUUCAGUUUCUAAUUUUGAUUUUUCCACCUGGAAGCCAAUUUUCUUGUCCACUUUAAAUGCCUCCAUUAUCUGAAAAUAAUGAAGCCAGUCUUGCACUUUGUUGUUUAGUUUUUCAAAGCUCUGCAAUUUCAGUCUAUCUCCAUCUUGUUCCAAAAUUUCCCAAUAUUUCGGCCAUUUGACCUCCAUAUUGAGCUUUUUCAAGGCUUUCGCUUCCAUUGGUGACAGCCACCUUGGGGUUUUGUUUUCUAAUAAAUCCUUAUAUCUUAUCCAAACAUUAAACAGCGCUUUCCUGACAAUGUGGUUUUUAAAUGCUUUAUGUGCUUUGACCUUAUCAUACCAUAGAUAUGCAUGCCAUCCAAAUACAUUGUUAAAACCUUCUAGGUCCAAAAUGUCAGUGUUUUCAAGAAGUAGCCAUUCUUUCAACCAGCAAAAAGCUGCUGAUUCAUAGUAAAGUUUGAGGUCUGGCAGGGCAAAUCCACCUCUUUCCUUUGCAUCCGUUAGUAUUUUAAAUUUUAUUCUGGGCUUCUUGCCCUGCCAGACAAAUCUAGAAAUAUCUUUCUGCCACCUCUUGAAACAAUCCAUUCUGUCCACAAUUUGCAAAGUUUGAAACAAAAACAACAUUCUAGGCAAUACAUUCAUCUUUAUCGCAGCGAUACGGCCUAGCAGUGAAAGCUUCAAAUUUGACCAAAUUUCUAAAUAUUUUUUCACUUCAGCCCAACAUUUUUCAUAGUUGUCUUUAAAUAAAUUCCCAUUUUUUGCUGUCAUGUUAAUCCCCAGGUAUUUAAUUUUCUUAACCACUGUUAAACCUGUCUCAUUCUGAAACCUCUCUCUUUCAAUCGGUGUUAAAUUUUUCUCUAAAACCUUAGUUUUUGACUUGUUCAAUUUAAAUCCUGCCACUUGACCAAAUUCUUGAAUCAGUUCUAAAACCCUUUUGGUACUAGAUUCUGGCUCCUGUAACGUCAAUACUAAGUCAUCUGCAAAUGCUCUCAGUUUGUACUGUUUGGUUCCGACCUGUAUACCUUUAACCAACCGGUCCCUUCUAAUCAUAUUCAGCAAAACCUCCAGGACCGAAAUAAAAAGAAGUGGGGAAAUUGGGCAACCUUGUCGUGUCCCUUUUCAAUUUUAAGUUCUUCCGUCACAACAUUAUUUACAAUUAAUUUAGCCUUUUGUUCUGAAUAAAUUGCACUUAUACCAUUCUCAAAACCUUGGCCUACCCCCAUGCCCUGUAGAUUCUUCUUCAUAAAGCUCCAAGAAAUGUUGUCAAAGGCUUUUUCCGUGUCCACAAAUAUCAAAACUGCUUAGUGUUUAUGUUCACUUCUAGUUUUUCCAGAAUAUCAAUUAUAUUCCUCAAAUUGUCAGACAGAUGUCUUCCUGGGAGAAAGCCCGCUUGGUCUUUGUGAAUCUCUUCCAUCAACACUUUUUUAAAUCUCUUGGCCAAAAUAUCUGCAAAAAUUUUGUAAUCCACAUUAAGUAAUGAUAUAGGGCGGUAGUUCUUAAGCUGUGUCUUUUCAGUCUCUGUUUUCGGUACAAGUGUAAUAUAUGCUUCUUUCCACGACUCUGGUGCUCUUUUCCCCUCCAUUAUUUCAUUGCAGACCUCUUUCAAAGGUUGAAUUAACCAUUCUUUCAAAGAUCUGUAGUAUCUAGAAGUCAAACCAUCUGGUCCUGGAGAUUUUACGGUAGUUCGAUUUUCUGAGCAUGAAGGCUUGUUCAAUGAAUGUUUUACUUCUCCUGGUGGUGUAUCAAUUUUACAACAGAGCAACACAUUUGCUUUGUAGGACUUGCUGGCACCUCUGAUUUGCACAGACAGAACAUGGCAGAAGAUUCCUUCUGAUCUCUUGGAGGCUUCCUGAGAGCACAGAUGGAUCAGCAAGACUCAGCUGGUCCUGAAGCGGGAGGAGACUGUGAUAUGCAAACUUGGAGAAGUGGGGGAUUCUGGGAAAACUCCAUGCAGAAGAUCCUGGGUGAGGAGGACACUCUCUGCUCAGAUGUGCAGAGCCAGAAGGUCAGGAAGUUCUGCUGCCAGGAGGCUGAAGGACCCCGAGAAGUUUGCAGCCGGUUCUGCCAACUAGACCAUCAGUGGCUGAAGCCAGAAAGACAUACUAAAGCUGAGGUGCUGGACCUGGUGAUCUUGGAGCAGUUCCUGGCUGUCCUUCCGGCAGAGAUGGAGAGCUGGGUGAGGGAAUGCGGAGCAGAGACCAGUUCCCAGGCAGUGGCCCUGGCCGAAGGUUUCCUCCAGAGUCAGGCAGAGGAGAGAAAGCAGGUGAGAGAGACUUUUCUCUGGAAACUCCCAAGGGGCUCUGAACAUCUCAAAAUCUCUAGUAUUGACCCAUCCUUUUUUUGGGUAGUACCCAAGGAAUGAGAUCUGAUUCCACUACAGUUUUUAUUCUCUAACCCCUCAUUUUCUCUUUUGAAUCCUUGUUGCUUUUUCAGGGGAAGGAUCUGUUAGCAGAAAUGGGCCCCGAUUCCUUUGAGGCAGAGAGGACUCUGAUGGACACCAGAGAGAGGCCACUGGGUAAGGAAGAAGGAGAAUUUUCACUGUAAUAUUUAGUGGAUUUUGAAGCUAAUAAUUGGGUUAUUUUCAUGUUUUGACGGGAGACGUAUGAGCCCAGAGGAGCGGAGGCAGUAUUUUUACACAAAUAAAAUAUGGGUUAAAGUGUUGAAAUGCGCUUAGCAGGUGAGACUUUUUUCUGAGGGUCAUCUGUAGUUGGAGAUGUACAACUGAACUUCAGAGAGCAGCAUACACUCUAGGUUUCCAGUUAACUUUGUCUCUUGCAGGUGAGAGAACGAUAGCAGCAAGACCUCCUCCUCCAUCUUUUCAUGGUGGCGAAGGGGAAGCAGCGGCUGUGGAACCAGAUCAGGUAUGGGGAAGGAGACUUGUGGGGAAAGAGGCCCAGAGGUGGGGCAGCCAGGGGGCCUUUGAGCCGAACACAUCUCUCUCCUUUUCUUGGCUUCUGUCAAAGUGGCUCUUCACGAUUUCCAUACAUGUAUUGAAUUUUCUGGACGCAGCUGACAAACCAUAAAAAGGUGCCGGGAUUCAUUUAACUCAGCUGCAUAUUUUGGCGCCCCACCUAUUUGCAGAAAGGUGAGUUGCUGUCGUUGGCCUCAUUCUGUCUCGAGAGACCAUGGAGUGCCCCUCCGGGGAUGACGUCAAACUCUUGGAGAAUCACAGCCUUUGCUGUGGCUGCAGAGACCAGUAAACUGGCCUCCUUGGGACAUAAGCCUGGGCAGUGUGGAUGGAGGUCCUGGGCUGCCCAGACGACGAAACCUCACUCUUGGCCUCUCUGACGUCGUCCAAAGGAAAGCAGAGCAAGAUGUUUGGCAUCAGCUGGGCUGUAGGAGUUGCUGGAAGUAGGUGUACAAGGCUCCAUCCAGUCGCCUUAGGGACUCCAUUCCAGAUUUGUGUUGGCUUCACUCCGUAGCCUUUUCUUCUCCCAAAGAUAUCCCACAAGGCGGAGGAGGUUUAGGAUCAAAGUUUUCCUUCUCUUAGUUGGGCUCCCUUCCCAGGUGGACGAACCUCAUCUGCUUCUCUCUUCCCUCUGAAGAACAGGAAGCAACCACCAACUUGACUGUGGGACCUACUUUUGGUAUCUUCUGCUCAAUGUGCUGAAAUGUCUUAGCAUGGACAGGGAAGUCCCUGACUCAUUGGCUCUUCUCACCUGGUUUAGCCGGUCAGUCAAAGCCGUUCCCAGGAUUGUGGCCGCUGUCUCAUCCUGACAGCUUCUAGGAGCCGCAGGUGAGAGUGGAGUGCAGGAUGGGGACCAAAGGUGGACAAACCACCCCAGAAGGAGCAGGAUGUGUCCCCCGCCAAGGGUACUGUCACCCCAUAUGCGCCACAAGGAUGAAUACCCAUCAUUAAAAUACACAAUAAAAGAGUUCCACUUAGAUGUUAAAAUAAGCAUCCAUAUUUAACAUGUGCACAAAACAAUCCCAUUCAAACAUGAUCACAACAAACCAAUCUUUAUGUUGUCUAAGAGGAGGACAUGUCCCUCAUUCUUUUAGGGUCCGGUGUGCUUUGAAGAUGUCGCUGUCCAUUUCACAGACGAGGAAUGGGCGUUGCUGGAUCCUGACCAGAGAGCUCUGCAUAAGGAAGUCAUGGAGGAGAAUCGUGGGAUCGUGGACUCUCUCCGUAAGGCUCCCUGCUGGAUCAUAAGAUCUGUUUUGAAAUUCCAUGCGUAUCUCUAUGUGAUGAACUGCCAAUAUUUUGAUGCAGCUCAAUGGAAGGGUAUCAACUGUUCUCUCUGUGAAUAUUCUUCCUCCAGUUAUGUCUUUUUAAACAAUGACCAGGCUGGUCUGAACUAGCCAGGCCUUCUUAAAUGUAGGCUUCACAGUGUCGUAUUUAUAUGCGUGGAAGUUGCCCCAGGUCGUUUGAUGUUCUUUGAUUCAGAAUAUUACAACUUAUAUAUGCGAUACAUAAAGAACAUCUUACACUCUGAUUUGCUUUACUUCAUUUCCCAAUUUGCAGUUUAAAUAUCCCGAACCUUUACCCCAUAUUUUUACAGUUUUACCAUUAGCUAUUAAAAUUUCACCAUCAACAGUUAACAUUUCACAUACCACCAAUGAAUUUUACAUUGUGACGCAUGAACAUGCUCCUGAGUCAACCAGCCCCACUUCUGACUUCUCAUCUGACGGACUCAUUUCGUGUGGAACGAGAUAACUGUAUCUUCUGGCUCGGUUGCGGUUUGAUUGCUUACUUUGAGAUUUCUUCACCUUUGGAGCUCUGCAAAACUUGGCUGUAUGUCCCUCCUUAUUACAGCUGCAAGAGCGCAGCUGGCAUUGGGGUUUAAACCACUGAGCCUCUUGGGCUUGCCAAUCAGAAGGUUGGCAGUUCAAAUCCCCACCAUGGGGUGAGCUCCCAUUGCUCUGUUCCAGCUCCUGCCAACCUAGCAGUUGGAAAGCACACCAGUGCAAGUAGAUAAAUAGGUACCACUGCAGCAGGAAGGUAAACGGCAUUUCCAUGCACUCUCGUUUCCGUCACGGUGUCCCGUUGCGCCAGAAGAGGUUUAGUCCUGCUGGCCACAUGACCUGGACAAACGCCGGCUCCCUGGGCCUGAAAGCCAGAAGACCGCCGCAAUCCCAUAGUCGCCUUUGACUGGACUUAACCGUCCAGAGGUCCUUUACCUUUGCCUUUAUUAUGGUUGUAGAAAAUAAUAUUUUUAGGAACACUCUUGUUACGUCUCUGAGAAACGAAGCUUGAGUUAAAGAAUCUGAUUGAAGAGUCUUCUCUCCUUUCAAUGCAUUCCUCUGUUAAUUCAGAGUGUUAAAUUUGGAUUGCCAUCCAUUCUGGAUAUGAAAAUGCCCCCCCCCAUCCAAGAAUAUAGCUCACUUUCUGUUCUUCAGACAUAGAAUAUUCUGCCAGCUUUAAUUUUCAAUGAUAGUGAAAAUUCUGUCACAUGGCUCUGGCAAUCUUUCUUUUCUUCAUGUUUUAGACUAAAUAAGUUUCUUAUUAAAUUGCGAUGAAAUCUUGUAAAUCCAUAAACUUUCUUUAAAUUUUCAAGAACUUCUCUGGUGGUGAGACACCUGCCUCAAUACAUAGUAUAACUUCAAGUCUGUCUAACACUAUUCUCAGUCUCCUAAAGGUAAAGGGACCGCUGACUGUUAGGUCCAGUUGUGGCCGACUCUGGGGUUGCGGUGCUCAUCUCGCUUUACUGGCCGAGGGAGUCGGUGUACAGCUUCCAGGCCAUGUGGCCAGCAUGACUAAGCCGCUUGUGGCAAACCAGAGCAGUGCACGGAAACGCCGUUUACCUUUCCGCCAGAGCGGUACCUAUUUAUCUACUUGCACUUUGAUGUGCUUUCGAACUGCUAGGUUGGCUGGAGCAGGGACUGAGCAACGGGAACUCACUCUGUCGCAGGGAUUCGAACCGCCGACCUUCUGAUCGGCAAGCCCUAGGCUCUGUGGUUUAACCCACAGCACCACCCACAUCUCCUAUUCCACUUUAAAAUUUCCACUAUCCAUCCUAAAAAAAUCUUUCUUCUUCUCAAUCUGCCAAUUGUUUUUGAGAGAAUAAUUAAGAGAACACUAACAUCAAGUGGUCAAAAUAUUAACAUCAGUUUCUGAUGGAGAACCCUUUUUCUGCAGUACAGCGGACGCUCAGGUUGCGAACGUGAUCUGUGUGGGAUGCACAUUUGCAACCCACAGCGUUUGCAACCCACGUUUGCGCACGCGCGGGUUGUGAUUCGGUGCUUCUGCGCAUGCACAAAGCGUGAUGUAGCGCUUCUGCACAUGUGCGACUGCCGAAACCCAGAAGUAACCCAUUCCUGUACUUCCGGGUUUAGGCGGUCCGCAACCCAAAAAAAUGCAACCUGAAGCGUCUGUAACCUGAGGUAUGACUGUAUUUAUAUGCGUGGAGGUUGCCCCAGGUUGUUUGACCCUUUAAAAAAAUAUAGCUCUUUUUCCCUCCUAGGAAAGACUGUGCAAGAUUCUUUGUUUAGAGUUUAAGCAGAACACAUUAUAUUACUUGAUAUACUAAAACAUGUUUACAUGUGCUUAUAUCCAGUUUAUAGAUAUGUAUUAUUUAUUGAUUUUGAUUAUUUAUACAUUUAAUCCAUUCGUUAUUCAAGACAUAAUAAGCGACACACAAAAAGCCAAAAUAAUUCAACACUAAAUAAUACUGCCACAUUCAGUCUUAAGAGUGACUGACAUGUGCUUCUAUCUAUAUGAGACUUUACGGACUUAUUCUGAGGCACAUAGCAGCAUAAAACAGGCAGCAGCUGCUCUCACAGAAAAUCUCUCUCUUUCUCACUCGACCUAAUGGGGGGAAAUUGCCUCCUGGAGUGACAGUCACCCUUUCCACAGGAUUUUGGAGGCAACAUUCACACACAGAGUUGUUAGGGAAGUUGAGGUAAUUUCUGUCAGGUUUUGGGUUUUUGUUUUAGCCUCUGCCCGUUUUUUAAAGAGAAGACCAAUGUCAGAGUUGGAGUGGAUUUCAUGAUUGUGGCAAACAAAAUCCGUCCUAGAAAAGAGCCAGACUUUUUGAACCUCUGGUUCCCAUAAAUAUGUCUGUGUAUGCUGGGCCCAGGGGUAACCUGUGAAACACGGUCCAGGUCCAAUCCAGAAUCCAAAGGUUCCUCUGGGAGUCAGUCCAACAAGGCCAAAGCAGGACACGAGGCAGGAAACCAGGCAAGGACAGGUACAGGAUCUCAGGCAGGAUCUAGCAUACAGCAAUGUUGCUCCCACAACCUGGGGCGGGGUCCGACAGCCUUUUAUCUUUGUCAGGGUAGGGGCCAGUCCUGAUCCCCUGGUGACUCAUCUCCCUGUUUCGCCCAAAGGCGAGCACUCCUCCUGCGAGUACUCAGGUCUCUCCUUCUCUCAGACCUUAGUCUCUGCAGCUCAGGAGAUGUCGGUGGGUUACUAGACCCAGAGGCCGCCUCAGCCUCCACUGACCAAACUGGUAGUGGAGCAGCUGUAAGUGAUGGCCCAGCUGAAGGCAACGAGAUAAUCCCCGCAUCUGGAGCCAGGGCAGACUCAGGCCCCUGACUUGGCCCAGCUGGUGUUUGUUGCAGGGGAACCUGUGCAGACUCAGGCUCUUCAGAAUCAGGCCCCAGACUUGGUUCAGAUGCCGCCUAGGCGAAGGAUCCAGUGCAGCCCGAGUCCCAGGCCAUCAUACUGUGAAUGCUAUUCAACAAAGGCAAUGAUCUCUGUAGGAAGACCUCACAUCUUCCAUUCUUUCUCUUUCACAAACAUUCAUUAGCAGUGUUUAAUAAUUGGGGCUCGCAUUUCUUCCUGAGGAUCUAAUUAGUUUCUCUCUUAAUUGUAGGUGGUGAUGGAUUGGAAAUGAAGAAUGGGGGAGACCACAACAUAACCCACACAGUGGAGAAGCCAUAUCAAGAUUGGGAGUGUGGAGAGAGCUUCAGUCAGAGCUCCCGUUCCCAUCGAAGAAAGCACAGUGGGAAGAAAGGCUAUCAGUGCUCAGAAUGUGGGAAGAUCUUCACUCGUAGUGCCACUCUCACUUCCCAUCAAAGAAUUCAUACUGGAGAGAAACCUUAUCACUGCUUGGAAUGCGGUAAGAACUUUAAUACAAUACCAAACUUCCAUCGACAUAAAAGUAUUCACCGUGAGGAGAAAUCAUAUCAGUGCUUGGAAUGUGGAAAGGGAUUCAGGUGGAAGAGUAGUCUUGAUUCCCAUCAAAUAAUUCAUACAGGGGAGAAUCCCUAUCAAUGCUUGGAAUGUGGGAAGAACUUUAAUAGAAGCACAAGCUUCCAUCGACAUCAAAGAAUUCAUCGUGCGGAGAAACCCUUUAAAUGCCAAGAGUGUGGAAAGAGGUUCAGUCAGAGCACGAAAUUCGUUGCCCAUCAAAGAACUCAUAGUGGGGAGAAACCCUAUAAGUGCUUGGAAUGUGGGAAGAGUUUCAGUCAGAGGGUGAAUCUCACAUCCCACCAAAUAAUUCAUACAGGGGAGAAACCUUUUCAAUGCCUUGAGUGUGGAAAGAGCUUUAGUCGCAGCUCCCAUCUCACUUCCCAUCAAAUGAUUCAUACAGGAGAGAAACCAUAUAAGUGCUUAGAAUGUGGGCAGAGCUUCAUCCAGAAGGCAAGGCUCACUUCCCAUCAAAUAAUUCACAGUGGGGAGAUACCAUUUCGAUGUCCAGAAUGUGGAAAGAGCUUCACAAGGAAGGAAGGUCUCAUGCUCCACCAAAGAAUUCAUACAGGGCAGAAACCAUUUCAGUGCUUGGAAUGUGGAAAGAGCUUCAGUCGGAACUCCUAUCUCACUUACCAUCAAAGAAUUCAUACAGGGGAGAAACCGUUUAAAUGUCAAGAAUGUGGAAAGACCUUCAAUCAUAAGGUAAGUCUCACAUCCCAUCAGAGAAUUCAUACAGGGGAGAAACCAUAUCAGUGCUUGGAAUGCGGAAAGAGCUUCAGUCACAGAGCCAAUCUCACAUCCCAUCAAAGAAUUCAUACAGGGGAGAAACCCUAUGAGUGCUUGGAAUGUGGAAAGAGCUUCGGUCAGAGGGUGCAGCUCACUUCCCAUCAAAUAAUUCAUACAGGAGAGAAACCGUAUGAGUGCUUGGAAUGUGGACAGAGUUUCAGCCAGAAGGCGAGUCUCACUUCCCAUCAAAAAAUUCAUACAGGGGAGAAACCAUAUCAAUGUUUGGAAUGUGGGAAGAGCUUCAGGACGACCAACCAUCUCACUUCCCAUCAGAUGAUUCAUACAGGGGAGAGACCAUAUAAGUGCUUGGAAUGUGGAAAGAGCUUCAGUCACAACCACAAUCUCACUUCCCAUCAAAGAAUCCAUACUGGGGAGAGACCUUACCAGUGCUUGGAAUGUGGAAAGAGCUUCAGUUGGAAAGAAGGCCUCAAUUCCCAUCAAAUAAUUCACAGCGGGGAGAUACCAUUUCGAUGUCAAGAAUGUGGAAAGACUUUCAGAAGGAGGGCAGGUCUCAUGGUCCAUCAAAAAACUCAUACAGGGCACGAACCGCAUUAGAAAUUGGGAAACAGCUUCCCUUCCAAGAGGAGUCUAGCUUCCAAUGAAGAAAUUCAUACAGAGUGAAAGCAGAUCAGUGCUUGAAAUGUAGGAAAGGCUUUAAUAAAAGCACACACUUCCAUCAACAUAACAUUAGUCACCGAGGGCAGAAACUAUUUCAGUGCCAAGAAUAUGGAGGGAGUUUCAGUCAGAAGGAAAAUCUCACACCCAAUCAAAAAACUCACAGCAGCAAGAAGCCAUCUCAGCACAUGAAAUGUGGAAAGAGAUUGGUUAAGAGGGCCAGUGUCAUCGCAAUAGGUAUAUAUAGGAUUUAAUUUGGGGAGACUUUGAUUAGUAUGCGGGCAAGGAUUGGAAGAAUGUUCUUGUCAUUCAGCAACGCAGCAACGGAACUUGACCAGGGGGGCAUUUUUGUCAGUGUCUCACGUAUAUCCUCAAGCAGGUGACCUUUUCUUCUUGCCCAACUGAAGUGUGGAAGAAAUAAGGAGUGUGUGUUGUGUUAGACUGGCAUCCGGCACUCUUCCCUGUGCCUCUGAGCCUUUGGACUUCCCCCUGGCUCCAAGCAGAGUUUCGCAACAGCGGUAUGUGCCCUGUGUGGGUGCAAUAAAUAACAGUCCGUACGCAAGCUAAGAAGCUUUAAUUUAUGUACAGCAUAGCAAAAUAAAUCAUCCGGGAGAAAGAGCAAACAUCCUCCCGUUUGUCAGCGGGAAACGAAAGUAACUCACACACAAAGAAACAUUCCCGUAUGUGAACAAGCCGCACCUCAGUAGGCAGGGAUGAUGCACAGAACUGUUUAACCCUGCAAGUUCUGAUUUUCCUCACACACCCUCUCGUCCCGCAUACUGAGGGAAACUGUAAGUACAACCACUUACCCCAAAAACAACCCUUCACAGAACUCCCCAUGAUGCUGGAAGCUCAAGGGUUUAGUGAACCCAUCUGCCAGGUUCUCCUGGCUUGGACAGUACUUCAGCCGCACCAAGCCUGCCUGGACACUUUGACACACAUUCUGGAGAUGUAUGUCCAAAUGUUUGGUUCUGGACUUUACUCUGCCAACUUCAGACAGGGUUGAUUGUCUUCCCAAACAGUAAUGGGCAAGCAACAAUCCCCACAGAUCUCUUGGACCAAACACCGGUAGAACUCCAAUUCCCUACACAAAUCAGCCAACACACCAAACUCAGCUUCAGUAGAGGAAAGCGCAAUAAGACUUUGCUUUUGGGACUUCCACCCAACUAGAGAUUCCCCAAACUUCACUACCAUCCCAGACACCAAUUUUCUGUCUCCAAUAUUUGCCCAAUCGCUGUCAGUCCAGCACGUGAGCCGUGCGUCACCAUCAGCUGACAACGUGAGGCAAAAAUCUUUGGUAUCCUGCAAAUACCUUAGCACUCUCUUGAUGCCAAGCCAGGCACUCACACUGGGCUUUGUAGCCACCCGGCUGAGCGGGUUCACAGCAAACGCUAUGUCAGGUCUGCUCCACUGGGAGAGAUACAAACAGACUCCCAGCGCUCUUUGAACAACCAGGGUUUUGGAACUCAGAACGACCCCCAAGCUGACUGUCCUUCACGUAGCUCAUCUCCAUGGGCGUUUUGACCCCUGCACAGUCAGACAUCCUGAACUUCUCAAGCAACUGCUCAAUCUUGCCUUUCUGACGGAGCAAAAAACUUCUGUUCUCAUACCUGUCUAUCUGAACUCCUAGGUAAACCUUUACUGGACCAAGGUUUUUGAGCUUAAAAUGUUUCCCAAGCUCUUUGGCAAAACCUUGCACCUGUUUCCCUGUCUGUGACACAUGUAUGAUGUCAUCCACAAACACCAAGACCAGCUCCUGUGUCUCUCCUGACCCCUUCAGGUACAGGCAGCUGUCUGCAAGACUUCUCUGGAAACCCAUGCUUUCCAAAGCAUCAUUCAUAGAAUCAUAGAGUUGGAAGAGACCACAAGGGCCAUCGAGUCCAACCCCCUGCCAAGCAGGAAACACCAUCAGAGCACUCCUGACAUAUAGUUGUCAAGCCUCUGCUUAAAGACCUCCAAAGAAGGAGACUCCACCACACUCCUUGGCAGUAAAUUCCACUGUCGAACAGCUCUUACUGCCAGGAAGUUCUUCCUAAUGUUUAGGUGGAAUCUUCUUUCUUGUAGUUUGGAUCCAUUGCUCCGUGUCCGCUUCUCUGGAGCAGCAGAAAACAACCUUUCUCCCUCCUCUAUGUGACAUCCUUUUAUAUAUUUGAACAUGGCUAUCAUAUCACCCCUUAACCUCCUCUUCUCCAGGCUAAACAUGCCCAGCUCUCUUAGCCGUUCCUCAUAAGGCAUCGUUUCCAGGCCUUUGACCAUUUUGGUUGCCCUCCUCUGGACACGUUCCAGUUUGUCAGUGUCCUUCUUGAACUGUGGUGCCCAGAACUGGACACAGUACUCCAGGUGAGGUCUGACCAGAGCAGAAUACAGUGGCGCUAUUACUUCCCUUGAUCUAGAUGCUAUACUCCUAUUGAUGCAGCCCAGAAUUGCAUUGGCUUUUUAGCUGCCGCGUCACACUGUUGGCUCAUGUCAAGUUUGUGGUCAACCAAGACUCCUAGAUCCUUUUCACAGGUACUGCUCUCAAGCCAGGUGUCCCCAUCUUGUAUUUGUGCCUCUCAUUUUUUUGCCCAAGUGCAAUACUUUACAUUUCUCCCUGUUAAAGUUCAUCUUGUUUGUUUUGGCCCAGUUCUCUAAUCUGUCAAGGUCGUUUUGAAGUGUGAUCCUGUCCUCUGGGGUGUUAGCCACCCCUCCCAGUUUGGUGUCAUCUGCAAAUUUGAUCAGGAUGCCCUUGAGUCCAUCAUCCAAGUCGUUGAUAAAGAUGUUGAAUAAGACCGGGCCCAAGACAGAACCCUGUGGCACCCCACUAGUCACUCUUCUCCAGGAUGAAGAGGAACCAUUGAUGAGCACCCUUUGGGUUCGGUCAGUCAGCCAGUUACAAAUCCACUGAGUGGUAGCAUAGUCAAGACCACAUUUUACCAGCUUCUUUACAAGAAUAUCAUGAGGCACCUUGUCAAAUGCCUUGCUGAAAUCAAGGUAGGCUACAUCCACUGCGUUCCCUUCAUCUACCAGGCUUGUAAUUCUGUCAAAAAACGAGAUCAGGUUAGUCUGACAUGACUUAUUUUUCAGAAAUCCAUGCUGACUAUUGGUGAUCACAGCAUUCCUUUCUAGGUGCUCACAGACUGUUUGCUUAAUGAUCUGCUCCAGAAUCUUCCCUGGUAUUGAUGUCAGACUGACUGGGCGGUAAUUAUUUGGGUCCUCUCUUUUCCCCUUUUUGAAAAUAGGGACAACAUUUGCCCUCCUCCAGUCUGCCGGGACUUCGCCUGUUCUCCAGGAAUUCUCAGAGAUGACUGCCAGUGGUUCUGAGAUCACAUCUGCCAGUUCUUUUAAUACUCUUGGAUGCAGUUCAUCUGGCCCUGGAGACUUGAAUACAUCUAAACUAGCCAAGUAUUCUUGUACUAUCUCCUUAGUUAUUCUGGGCUGUGUUUCCUUUGCUGAAUCAUUUGCUUUAAAUUCUUCAGGUCGGGCAUUGUUUUCUUUAUCGGAGAAGACUGAGGCAAAGAAGGCAUUGAGGAGUUCAGCCCUUUCUGUGUCCCCUAUUUGCAUUUCACCAUCUUCUCCUCUGAGUGACCCCACUGUUUCUUUGUUCUUCCUUUUGCUACGAACAUACCCAUAAAAGCCUUUUUUGUUGCUUUUAACCUCUUUAGCAAGCCUGAGUUCAUUCUGUGCUUUAGCUGUUCUGACUUUGUGUCUACACGUGCUGGCUAUUUGUUUGAAUUCCUCUUUGGUGGUUUCCCCCUUUUCCAUUUUUCUACACAUCCUUUUUAAAUCUUAACUCAGUUAAAAGUUCUUUAGAUAGCCACCCUGGCUUCUUUAGGCACCUUCCAUGUUUCCGUCUCAUUGGUAUUGCCUGACGUUGUGCUUUUACUAUCUCCCUCUUAACAAACUCCCAGCCAUCAUGAACUCCCUUUCCUUUUAGUAUUACUGUCCAUGGGAUCUCACCCAGCACUUCCCUAAGUUUUAUGAAGUCGGCUUUCUUAAAGUCAAGAAAUUGAGUCCUAGUAUGCUUGGCUGCUCCUUUCUGCUGUAUAGUAAACUUCGGAAGAGCAUGAUCACUCGCGCCUAAUGAUCCUUCCACUUCUACCCCACUAACCAGGUCAUCAACAUUGGUUAGGACCAGAUCUAAAAUGGCUGUUCCUCUUGUUGCUUCUCCCACUUUCUGGACAAUGAAGUUGUCUGCAAGGCCAGUGAGGAAUCUGUUUGACCUUAUGCUCUUGGCUGAGUUUGACAUCCAACAAAUAUCUGGGUAAUUGAAGUCCCCCAUUACUACUAUCUCCCUUCCUUUUGCAUGCUUGGCCAUCUGUUCCAGGAAGGCAUCAUCUAUGUCCUCCGUUUGGCUUGGGGAUCUAUAGUAAACUCUCACAAUGAGGUCACUGUAUUCUUUUAUCCCUUAAUUUUGACCCAAAUUCUCUCACUUUGGCUUUGAGGUUCUAAAUCUUGGAUCUCUUCACAGAUAUACACAUCCCUGACAUAUAACGCCACUCCUCCUCCUUUCUUGUCUGGUCUGCUUCUCUGAAAUAGAUUGUAUCGCUCCAUUAUUACAUUCCAAUUGUGGGACUUAUCCCACCAGGUUUCAGUGAUGCCUAUUAUGUCAUAUUUAGUUUGCUGUACCAAGAACUCCAGCUCAUCUUGUUUAUUUCCCAUGCUUUGCGCAUUAGUGUACAGACAUUGAAGUCCAUUAAUCAUUCCCCCGUGUCUCUUAUUUAAGGAUUUUUCCUCCCACCACUAGGUCUGUGUGCUGUUUGCUCCAUUUGGUCUAUGACAUUUGGAUGAUCAUCUUCAUCAAUUGAUAGACUCCUACCUUCAGGAGCACUGUCUCUCUUCCCCACAUUAGUCAGUUUAAAGCCCUCCUGAUGAGGUUUCUGAGAUUUGUGGCAAAAACAUUUCUCCCAACCGUUGUGAGGUGCAGCCCAUCGCUUGCCAGAAGUCCAUCUUCAAGAAACUACAGUCCAUGAUCUAAGAAUCCAAACCGUUCCUGUUUACACCAUUUGCGAAACCAGCUGUUCACUUCCUCUAUUUUCCCUCUCUCCCUGGGCCACGUCGUUCAACUGGGAGGACAGAUGAGAUGACAAUUUGUGCAUUUAAUUGCUUCAAUUUCCUGCCCAGAGCCUCGUAGUCUCUUUUGAUCUUCUGGAGGCUAUUGCUUGCAGUGUCAUUGGUUCCCACAUGAACCAAGUGAAGGGUAUUUGUCAGUGGGUUUUAUGAUUCCUUGUAGUCGUUCAGUUACAUCUUGGAUCUUAGCCCCGGGGGGAGACAGCACACUUCCCGAGACAUCUUGUCAGGCCCACAGAUCACUGCUUCUGUUCCCCUCAGUAGGGAAUCCCCUAUCACCACUACACGCCUCCUCUUAGGUUUGGUCGGGGCUCUUCCGUGAGCUGUCCGUUCCAAGGUCGCCUGCACAUUCCCUGAGGACUGACUUUGCUGCUCGUCUUCAUAUACCUGAUCGACUGUAAUGAGAGAGAUCCUCAAAUGGAGUCUGCUCUUUGUCUUCCAUGCUAGGGGAGAGGACCUCAAAGCGAUUGUGUAUUUCUAAACAGUCAGAGCGAACCCUGGGCCUCCUACUUCUUUGAGUCACGUUUCUCCAUAUAUCUGGCUCCUGUGUUGGUGAACUAGCCUCCUUCUCAGGGGAGUCCCCUGUCUCCUCCUUGGUGGAGACGGUGUGCUCUGUUGCUUCCAAGAAGAGCUCCAGCCUCUAAUUCUUUGGAGCGUAGCUACACGUUCCUCCAGUUGCUGGACUUUGUCUUUUAAGAGGGCAAUCAACAUGCAAUUGCUGCAGGUAAAGCUGCCUGCAACCUUUGGCAAGAUGGCAAACAUUGCGCAGGAACCGCAGGCGACUGCAGCUGUUCCCUCCCCCUCCAUCUUGAGAACGUGUUGUUGGGGGUGGCUACAGUGGUCCUCCAUCAUAAAAAGCGUUAAGACAGGACAACUAACUCCCCUCAAAAAAACCUAGGUCUCCCCAACAAACGUUUGAGACUAGCUCCCUAAAUCUAAAAGAUGGAUCAAACUGUGCACGCUGCCCUGCAAGCUCUGAUAAGCUCCUCCCACAGCUAAUCACCUGCCUCAACAGAAACCCUGCCCCUCUGACCUUUGCACAGGGAGAGCAGCUAAUCAGCCACAAAGAAACAGACACACACACACAAGAAAACCCUUUUUGCUCCUUCUUCAACUGCUGCCCUGCAAGCUCUGAUAAGCUCCUCCCACAGCUAAUCACCUGACUCAACAGAAACCCUGCCCCCUCUGACCUUUGCACAGGGAGAGCAGCUAAUCAGCCACAAAGAAACACACACACACACAAGAAAACCCUUUUUGCUCCUUCUUCAACUGCUGCCCUGCAAGCUCAUACACGUUCAUACACAUGUUCCAAUUUCUGGCUGAUUCUUUCAAGCCAUAAAUGUACUUGUGCAGUUUCCACACAACAUCUGGCUCAUUGCCCUCAAACCCUGGAGGAGGUAGCAUGUACAGAUCCUCCUUCAGGUCUGAGUUCAAAUAAGCCACAUCCACAUCAAAGUGGUGCACUUGGUGCUCUCUUUGUGCAGCUACUGCUAAGCGCAUGCGCAGAGUUUCACUGUGGGACGUAGGAGCAUACACUUUGGUGUAAUGCAGCCCCUUCCGCUGCAUGAAACUUCUGGCUACUCGCCUAGUCUUGUACUGUGGUUCUCCAGUUGCUGUGGGCUUAAUCCUGUAAACCCAGCGACAGCUCACAGCCUGCUUGCCUGCUUGCCUGCUGGCAGCUUCGUGGUGGAGAACACAUCUAGAGACCUCAUUGAGUUCAACUCCUUUCCCAUUGCCUCUUGCCAUUUCCUGGCUUCUGUUUUGGGCAAUUGUUGAACUUCCUCAAAACUCUCUGGUUCGCACUGUGCCAAACCAACCCACACACUAGUGACCUCAAACCUCUCAGGAGGUAUCCCUUUAGUAGUGCAUGUGGAAUGCCUGAUCACUACUUCAGGUGCCCCCUCUGACCCACUGGGGCCAGCUAGUGCGUCCAAGUCACCAGAGGACUCCCCCUCUGACUUACUGCGUCUUCUGAACUUCUGCACUGGACUGGUGGAAGAUGAAGGCUCACUUUUUGGCUCUCUCUUGAUAGCCUGCGGAGAUGCCCUUCCCUGUUCCUGCUCCUGGUCAGAGACCUGAUCCUCAGCAGCAGGUUCAGUGUCAACCUCUCCCUCCUCAGCAGAAUCAAACAGACUCUCUGAGAGAACGUCAGGGUUCCCAUGGAUGCGUGUCCACCCACUCUUCUCACAGAACUCAGCACUCCUGCUGACUAGAACCCUUGACUGAUCGCCUUCUGGAUAGGCAAAUCUCCACCCCUUUGUCCCAGGUUCGUACCCACAAAAGAUAAUUUUCCGGGACCUUGGGUCACCCUUCCUGCAUUGGGCCAUUGGCACAAGAACCCCAGCCUCACCCCAAAAAUGCUGUCCCUCUUCCAGUCAAUGGAGAGACAACAGGUGGCAAGUUAAAAGUGGUCAUUCAAAGGUGCAGGAGUGAGUCUUUGUUUUGAUAUCUCCAAAAGAACCCAAAACAAAGAGUGCAUAAAGCUUUUAUACAACUGUAGGAAACACACAAAUGUGUGCAUGGAGAAGAUAUGCAGAAGUCAGGAUUUUCUUCUCCUUGUCUACAGGGCAGUUGCUUCCUGACCCUUAUCUUGAGCUCAGGCCAGGCGUAAGUGGUCUUGAGGUUGCAACUGGGGAAACAUUUUGCUGUUUCAGCAACUCUGGAUGCUUUGUGGUGGUGACUGUGGGAACGAAGUUAUGCCAACCUGGUACUCGGCUGGGUGUGUGAUGUGCCAACUUCCGGGUUAUGGCUUUCAGGUAUUGUCAUGCCUCCCAGGUAUCAUUCCCCUCCUCCUUUGAAGGAUGUACCAGUGUCAAUACCUGGACUGGUGUAAAUGGAGGGUUUCGUGUGAUAUUCAACAAUAUGCGGAAGCAGAUCCAAUUCCCAAGGAGUAACAACAACCCUCUUGCUAUGCUUGUUAAUGGUGCUUUAACCCUUUUUCGUGUUAGGACAAAAGAAGAGAAAGAGAGAAAAAGAUUAAUGGAAGGGGGAAAGAUUAAAGGAUUUCUGGUGCUCUGUCCUGUAGCAAAACACAUUAUUCACUCAUUCAGAUCCAAGUGUUCUCUAAACCAGAAAAUCCAGAUAUUACAAGUUCCUUUUCUCUUUCACACGGAAACUCCACAAGAAAUGGAAAUGCUUAAUAACUGUCAGUGAUGAUUUGUCUCUAAUUAAGCAUGUUAACUUUGCCAUUUGAGCCAACCCCUAUAGUUUCAUCAGCCAUUCCUGGGUCGGACUGUAUCUUUGCAUCUUUGUGUAUAUAGCAAUUUCGCUGCUGUAAUCCUAUAUUGAAGUAAUCUUCCAUAAUCCUUUUCUAAUUGUGUGUCCAAAAAGUGUCCUGGUUUCAACUGAAUAUUAACUUUUAAAAUCUGCUGUAUCGAUGUAUGUAUUUGAAUGCAAUAUAUAUUUUAGCCUUUUUACAUGUCCGUCCAGCAUGAUAAAAUGUCCCUUUGUGUUCUUGGCAUUCCCAGCAAACAUUUGAAACAUCUUUGUACAUUCUGAAAAGUUUUCCAGGAGUUAAAUACCAGCGACAUCACUUUAUGAAAAAUCUCUUUGAGAUCAUAAGAAAAUGUAAAUUUUAACUCCUUAGUCCACAUAGGUUCCCACUGUUCUUUCCGUAUAUUAUAACCAGAGUUUGUGCCCCUUUCUUUAAUCAUGCAUUCUUUCACCUGUUCUUCAGUCUCAAAUUUCAGCAAUGGUUUAUACAUUUUGCAUCAUUUGUGUACUGUGGAGUUUCAAAGUCUGUCCUUUCUUGCUGUAUACCAUAAUUUUUUUUAUCCAGUUUAAUCCUCUCUACUAACCACAAAUGAGGGAACCAAUCAAGAUUGUAACUGUCCAUUAUGAAUUGCUCCCUUGCUUUCCUGUGAAAAUCCUGUGAACUCAGUUCCGGCACCUCUUUUUCUGGAAACAUAGCACAGGUAAUGCCAAAAUACAAAAUACAGGUAAUGCCCCUAAGGUUGAGCUCCUCUCUUACCUCCCAAGUCCCGCUCCACAAAAUAUAACCCAUAACCUUUAAAAAGAAUUAAAUACAGAUGAUUGUGUAUGCAGUCCAGUGAACAGUUGCAAGGAUAUCUUUUUGUAAUGUCAACAGUCCCAUCUGAAAGCAAGACCAGGACAGAGAACGGUCCUCAAAACAACCACAUGAAAUCAAAAUAAAAUAUUUCAGAAGUUCUUGAAAGGACGUAGCAUUGAUCCAGAGACAGAGGCCACGACGCUGGACUUUGCUGCUUCCAAAGACGAGUCUGGCAGAUGACAGUCUCAGCGCCUGGACUGGGACACCCGGCUUCUAAAAUGGAAUUAAACAACCAUCGCAGAAAUCUUAUCACACCCUUUAACCUGCUUAGUUAUGGGCAGCCCAGUUCUUUAGGUCAAGAAAUCUGAAGUUGGGGGACCUGGAAGGCCCCUGAGACUGUACACACCCUACAUUUGAAGCAAACACACACACACCACAAAACACACCCAUACUUGAAUGUAUUUUAAAGUUGUGUUUUUUAAAAUGUUCCAUUUAUGUGUCUUUGUUAUGUUCCUUUGGUGCAACUUUUUCAGGUUCCCUUUAUAGAUGGAGUGUUGCUACUUCCGUAUCAAAGCAUAAUAUAUUUUAAGGUGUAAUGUUAACAGUAGAAUGCACCAUUUGAUGCACAGUGAUCUGCACUGCUAAAGUAUCAUAAAUGUCGUUUGUCUGGAGAAUUCAAGGAGGCGGGGAAAUCAUUAACCUGCUUGCACGAGUUUAAUGUUGUUUGGAGACCAUAACUCCCAGGAAUUUCAUAUUAGCUAUGUGUUUGUGUGUGUUCAGCACACAGAAUUGUAGGUGAGAUUGAAUAAAAUGCGUCCCAGGAAAUUAACUUUGAUUUCUUAUUCAUUGUUUCGAAUGUGAGUUCACUUACAGAUGAGAAUAGACCCAGUGCCGGAUUUAUGUACAGUGUUACAGUGGUGCCUACGCUUAAGACGAAUGCCUCGCAAGACGGAAAGCCCGCUUAGACGAAAGGGUUUUCCGGUUUAGAACGGACCUCGCAAAACAAAUUUCCUAACCUGUGCUUGCUACUGCAUAGGCGAAAUAGUCUUGCGAGUUCCUGUAGGGUUUCUAUCCUUCCCGCCUUUUCCCAAUGCUGCUAAACCGACUUAUCGAGCUGAUGGCUAGAACCGCUGAUCAGCUGAUCAGUUGUGAAGCAGCUUGAACAGCUGAUGCUAAGACCACCUAUCAGCAGAUCUUUGCAAGCUUAACAGCUGAUGCUAAGCCGCUGAUCAGACUGAUCAUUAAGCGGCUUAACUAGCUGAUGGCUUUAAACGUUAUCAGCUGAUCUAGAUUAAGCCGCUUAGAUCAGCUGAUCUUAAAGACCGGCUAAGUCGGCUAUUACUAGGUAGCGCUUAAUGCCAUGCUAAGACCUCUAAUGGGCUUGGGAUUCGCAAGGACGGAAAGAACCUGCUAGACAAAGAGACUCGAAUUAGAAUACAGAUUCUUUAGGUCUGUGCGAGGCAGCCACUAGUACACUCAAGGUUACAUACGCUGCAAAGAUGGCCCUAUUAGCUAACGUGGUGCUUCAGGUUAUGAAUCAGUUUCAGUGCUUAAGAUACUGGACCUUCCUUGGAAUCAUUAAUUAUAUUACUUAACCUGAUGUGUACUGCUUUAUAGGCUGAAGCUAGGCUGAAGUCAUUAAGGCCACUAAAUCUAGGGGGCCUCCCCAGCCUGCCCGCUCCCCAGCAGGCAGUCUCCUCUCCCCAAAUUGCAAACCCAAGACAACUUGGGCCCAGCAACUCUGAGACUCAGGGCCAGCCAGUGUGGCCCAGUUGAAACUCUGGGGCACAACUUGAAUUUUUUUGUGGGUUCACAGCCAAAGCCUGCAAGAUCUUAGAGAUAUAAAUCUGUGUGCUAGGUCAUUUUCACGUCAGCAAAGCCCUUCAGAAAUCAGGCCUGUUACUGAGUUCUUGUACAAGUUUGUACAGUUCAGUUCUGGAUUUUUGCAACCAAUCUGUAACUAACUGUCUUAUAUGUUCAAAUCUUUUCAAUUUCAAUUGUUGUUCUACUUCUAUGAGGUUGCUCACUUUUCCCAUACACCAUAAAUAGUUUUUCUUGCCAAAUGGUUCAAAAAUACUUUAUGCCAUUUGGUCUUUUCAUACCAUAAAUAUGCAUGCCAACCAAAUCUAUUAUCGUGACCCUCAAGGUCUAAAAUAUCUGUAUUUCUUAAAAGUUAUCCAUUCCCUUAGCCAGCAGAGACAAGAUGCCACAUAAUAUAAUUUCAAAUCCAGCAGAGAUUAUCUUUUGAUCCAUAAAGUGAAACAGUUUUGUUGUUGUUUUAUGUUCCUUUGGUGCAACUUGAUUUUCUGAGGUUCCAUUUAUAGAUUGAGUGUAGUUACUUUUGUAUCAAAGCGUAUCUUUUAAGAUGUAACGUUAACAGUAGAAUGCACCAUUUGAUCCACAGUGAUCUGCACUGCUAAAGUAUCAUAAAUUUCGUUUGUCUGGGGAGUUCAAGGAGGCGGGGAAAUCAUUAACUCGCUUGCACGAGUUUAAUGUUGUUUGGAGAAUAUAACCCAGUAAUUUCAUAUUACCUGUGCUGGGCAAAUGUGGGGACUGGCUCAAUGGCAAAAAGGCAGACCGUGCUUGCAAGCGGAGACUGUCUGCACACAGACAGUUCCAUUAUUAUUUCCAACCCUACAGCUCCAUGAUUCUUUCCACAAGGGGGGGAAAAAACCACAUUUUCAAAAUAUUAUAUUUUAAUUAUUUAAUUAUAUUUUCACACACACACACACACAUUUCACAGAUUUUACAUUCAUUUUGACAUUUGAAAACUUGACUUCCUACCCCCUCCUUCUGAGUAGAACAACCUUGGAAAGGUGUAAAUCCCUCCCUGGAGUUAUUUUACAUGAAUUUCUAGAGGUUUUCACUACAAAUGUGUCAAAAGUGGUUUUGAUUGCCUGUUCUCACGUCCCCUUAUUCCCAGUGGUGCUUCUGAUUACUUCAACUGAGCCGAGUCUGGCUUGAGAGCUGCAGUACCUGUGUAGCCCUCCUCAGGGGCGCUGUUCCGUAACUCCCAUUGGAUCAGUAGCUGUCAACAUAAGGGGACUUUAUUGGCUGCUAGUUUGACAUUUAUACUCCUGUUGUUAUUGCUGGAGGAGACUCUUGAGAGUCCCAUGGACUGCAAGAAGAUCAAACCUAUCCGUUCUGAAGGAAAUCAGCCCUGAGUGCUCACUGGAAGGACAGAUCCUGAAGCUGAGGCUCCAAGACUUUGGCCACCUCAUGAGAAGAGAAGACUCCCUGGAAAAGACCCUGGUGUUGGGAAAGACUGAGGGCACAAGAAGAAGGGGAUGACAGAGGACGAGAGAUUGGGACAGUGUUCGUGCAGCGACCCGCAUGAGUUUGACCAAGCUGCGGGAGGCAGUGGAAGACAGGAGUGCCUGGCGUGCUCUGGUCCAGGGGGUCACGAAGAGUCGGACACGACCAAACAACAACAUGAAUGGUGCCUGGUGAUUGGCCAGGUGUUUUAUGAAUGGAAAGGUCGGCACAAGCGCUCUACCCUUAUCUACGGGUGAGGUUUGGAUAAGGAGAGAAAAAGGGACAGUAUAGUCAAAGGGGUGCCCAUGAGGUGCGGUUUAAGGCCCAGUAUCCUGUUUAAGGAAUGCCCAUUUUUCCGGAGGAGCAAGGCUUUCCUGCGCUUCUCCUUUGAAAGUAUCAGGACUCAAUUCUCCAUCCCUGGAUUACUGCCCUUGAUCGCCUCCUGCCUCCUAUUGUGAGGCUAAAUUCACACCUUAUGGAGAGGCAAGGAGUAUGUGACCUCAUGCUUAAGGGAUUAUGGAGGAGGUGAGCCCUGAAUACCCCUCUUCCAGAGGAGUUAUUAACCAUUGGAACCAAGGAAAUCAGUCAAACCGCUGAAAUUUGGUGAUUAUUUGUGAAGAGUCUACCUUUUCUAUACUGUAUUGGAUAUGCAGAGGAAACAGAAAGAUACAUGUUGUUGUUUAGUCGUGUCCGCCUCUUUGUGACCCCCUGGACCAGAGCACGCCAGGCCCUCCUGUCUUCCACUGCCUCCCCCAGUUUGGUCCAACUCAUGCUGGUAGCUUCGAGAACACUGUCCCACCAUCUCCUCCUCUGUCGUCCCCUUCUCAUGACUUUAAAAUUCUUAUAACAGUUGCUCUCGGAUCUCCUCUCCGUCUCCUCUUUCCCAGGCUCAACAUCCCCAGCUCCUUCCUUGGGCUGCUUCUUCUCCUCCCGGCUGCUCCUCCUCCUGCUUCUGGCCUGGGCUGGGGGCAGUUCAGGUGGUCUCCCAAAGGAAGCAUCUCACCGCCAGUGGAAACAGGACAAUGCAGGGAUCUCCUUCUUGCUAGGGUUUUACAGGCUGCUUUUCUGCAUGUCUGGGGCUUGUGUAAAAGCGGAAGGGAAACGGUCGGGCUCCUUGUCCUGGCCUUAGUUCGAGGCUGGGGGGGGGGGCUCGGGAUUUUUGGGGAGUCGUCGAACUGCCCAGGGGGGGAGAGAGCGGCAGGCGGGGGGGGAGGGAGGUUUCUGCCGAGGGUGGGGGUCAGGGAUGCUGCCUGGCAGGGGCUGGACUAGAUGCCCCCCGGGCUCCCUUCCAGACUCUCCCAUGCUCAGUUGCUCUCGGAUCUCCUCUCGUCUCCUCUUUCCCAGGCUCAACAUCCCCAGCUCCUUCCUUGGGCUUCUUCUUCUCUCCUCCCGGCUGCUCCUCCUCCUGCUUCUGGCCUGGGCUGGGGGCAGUUCAGGUGGUCUCCCAAAGGAAGCCUCUCACCGCCAGUGGAAACAGGACAAUGCAGGGAUCUCCUUCUUGCUAGGGUUUUACAGGCUGCUUUUCUGCAUGUCUGGGGCUUGUGUAAAGGCGGAAGGGAAACGGUCGGGCUCCUUGUCCUGGCCUUAGUUCGAGGCUGGGGGGGGGGGCUCGGGAUUUUUGGGGAGUCGUCUAACUGCCCAGGGGGGGAGAGAGCGGCAGGCGGGGGGGGGAGGGAGGUUCCUGCCGAGGGUGGGGGUCAGGGAUGCUGGAGCUGAGCUUCCUGCCUGGCAGGGGUGGACUAGAUGCCCCCCGGGCUCCCUUCCAGACUCUCCUACGUGAGGGUCCCCUGCUUCUUGGGGGGGGGUCUCCCAAAAGAAGCAUCUGGGGGGGCGAUGAACGUGGUUCCUUCCUUGGAGGAGGAGGUUCCGCUCGGCUUGCCAUGGGUUAAAAGCAGCAGAGCUGGAUUCCUAGAGAGGACCGGAAGUGGCGUCGUGGGGUGGCCGAGGUCCUCCCUGGCCCAGGCCCCUCCCUGGCCGGCCCCCCUUCUGCCCGCCGAGGGGCUGCUCGGUCUCCCUCUCGGGGUGAGUCUCGCCGUGGGGAGAAGGGGGGGCGGGGGGGGCUGGUCAGAUCCUGCAGGGGGGGGCGAGGGGGCCAGGGCUCUGCCCCGCUCUCCUUGCUUGGCACCCGGGCGCCGCUUGUCCCCUUGGGGAGGGAGGGGUCGGGGGGGGCCCGGAUAAAGCCCUGGGCUCUCCUUAAAGGGUUGGAGGGUCUUCCUCCUCUUGCCAGGUCCCUCCAGCAUUGCUUCUGUGUCUUUUCUUCUGGCAGAUCAAGGAGACCAGAAGACAGCAGAAACUGCAAAGUUAUUAGCAGGGCAAAUAGAGUAAGAGAGAUUACAGUGGUACCUCGGGUUACGUACGCUUCAGGUUACAUACACUUCAGGUUACAGACUUUGCUUUGCUUCAGGAUGAGAACAGAAAUUGCGUGGCUGCAGCAGGAGGCCCCAUUAGCUAAAGUGGUGCUUCAGGUUAAGAACAGUUUCAGGUUAAGAACGGACCUCCAGAACGAAUUAAGUACGUAACUAGAGGUACCACUGUAUUGGAUUUACUUUCUAACAUUGCUCAGGGAAGCCUAUUAGGCUCACAUGUUUCCUCUGCGCCUAAAUCGCCAGCUAUCAGUUUGGUCAUUUGUAUCAAUGUCAACCUCCGAGACAUAUUUUGUAUAACAAACAUUUAUACUCUAUCCCCCAAAUGUGUUAUCUUAUUGCUAUUGCUAGUGGCUCAUGUAAAUAAAGUAUCUAUCUAUCUCUCUUUUCAAAAAACCCACAGCAACCCUGCGCUUCCCCACGAGGCACGUCCAGCUCCCAGGGCUCCCUCCCGCCAGAGUGAAUUUGCCUUCAGCCGAGACCCCAAAGGGUCCCCAAAUCAGCCGCUCUGGCGUAGGCCAGGUGACGGGAGUGGGAUGAAGGGGGUGGUGGUCCUGUGCUGGCAAGCGGAGCCUUCAGGCCACCUGGCUCCCAGUCUCUGGAAAGGGCUCCUAGCCCAGGGUUUGAGCAUCUUCUGCACCAUUCGCAGGGGGUCUCCCAGGGGGACACACUCCAGGGUCACCCAGAGAGCUUGAGGACUGAGUGGGGAUUUGAACCCUGAUCUCCCUGGUCCUUGUCUGACACUCUACAGUUUUUGAUCUGAGUUUCCAUUGAAAUGAGGCUGCAUUUUAAUGUUUUAAUAUUGUAUUUUAAUCUUGUUUUAAAGUUGUAUUUCAAUCAGUUUGUUUUUAUAUCGGUUGUUAGCCAUCCUGAGGCCGGUCUUGGCUGGGGAGGGCGGGGUAUAAAUAAAGUUUAUUAUUAUUAUUAUUAUUAUUAUUACCACUACACCUGGAGUACUUCUGCUUUGGGGCAGCUAUAAGACAGGUAAAUAAAUACAGUGGAUGCUCGGGUUGUGAACGUGAUCCGUGUGGGAGGCACGUUCGCAACCUGAAGUGCCACGUCUGCACACACACAGGUCGCAAUUUGGCUCUUCUGCGCAUGCACAAAGCGCAAUUUAGUGCUUCUGCACAUGCGUGAGCACCAAAACCCGGAAGUAACCCGUUCUGGUACUUCCGGGUUCGGCGCAGUGCGCAACCCGAAAACACACAACCUGAAGCAUCUGUAACCCAAGGUAUGACUGUAUUGGCAUAGCAGCCAGUUCCUACGCCAGGCGAGCCUCCCUGGGGAGAACAUUCAAUGAUGGGGAGCCACUGCAGAGAAGGCCCUCCAGGCAUCACAAGGUGAUCUCAGGGUCCAGGUACGUUCAUAUGGAAAGAGGUGGUCCUUGAGGCAUUGUGGCCCUGAGCCGUCAAAAUCAGCACUUUGAGCAAACUGGCUGCUGAAUUCUGCACUGGCAGAAGUUUCCAAACCUUCCCCAGAGGCAGCCCUAUGUACAAUGCAUUGCAGCAAUCUAACCUUGAGGUUACCAGAGCAUAGACAACAGUAGUCAGGAUGUCCGGAUAGGGGCACAACUGGGCCACCAGCUGAAGCUGAUGGAAGACACACCAGGCCACUGAGGCCAGCUGAGCCUCAGGGGAUAGCAAAGGAUCCAGGAGGACCCCCAAGCUAUGAACCUGCUCCUUCAGAGGAAGGGUAACCCCAGCAAGAGCAGGCGACCUCCCAGCCAUCUGGUCUAGGGAACCACUCACUAACAAGGCUUCAGUCUUGUCUGGAUUGAGUUUCAGUUUGAGCUGGGUGUCAUCAGAUCUCCAGAUAACCCCACCCAGAGGUUUCAUGUAGAUGUUGAACAGCAUAGGGGAUAGGAUUGAGCCCUGAGGAACCCCACAUUGAAGGCUCCAUGGGGCUUCCCAAGUAGUUCCCUCUGGGAACGUUCAUCCCAGUAGAACCAGAACCACUGCAAAGGGGGGCCACCCACCCCUAACUGGGACAGGCGCUCCAGGAAGAUGCCACAGUCGAUGGUAUCAAAAGCCGCUGAGAGGUUGAGGAGAAUUAACAGGGACAUGUUUCCCCUGUCUCUCUCUUGACAGAGGUCACCAUACAGGGUGACCAAAGUGAUUUCUGUGUCAAAACCAGGCCUAAAGCACAACUGAAAUGGAUCUUGAAAACUGGCCAGUUUUUUUGAGCAUGCAGGCUUUUUCAAGGAAGGUUUUACUUCUCCUGAUGGUUUAUAAUUUUACAACAGAGCAACACAUUUCUGUUGUAGGAUUUGUUGGCACCUCUGAUUCGCACAGACAGAACGUGGCAGAAGAUUCCUUCUGAUCUCUUGGAGACUUCCUGAGAGCAGAGAUGGAUGAGCAAGACUCAGUUGGUCCUGAAGUGGGAAGAGACCAUGAUAUGCAAACUGGGAGCAGCGGGGGAUUAUGGGAAAACUCCAUGCAAAGGUUCCUGGGUGAGGAGGACAUUCCCCGCUCUGAUGUACGGAGCCAGCCGUUCAGGAAGUUCUGCUACCAAGAGGCCGAAGGACCCCGAGAGGUUUGCAGCCGGUUCUGCCAACUAGACCAUCAGUGGCUGAAGCCAGAAAGACAUACGAAAGCUGAGAUGCUGGACCUGGUGAUCUUGGAGCAGUUCCUGGCUGUCCUUCCCCUGGAGAUGGAGAGCUGGGUGAGGGACUGUGGAGCGGAGACCAGUUCCCAGGCAGUGGCCCUGGCUGAAGGUUUCCUCCUGAGUCAGGCAGAGGAGAGGGAGCAGGCAGAGCAGCAGGUGAGAGAGACUUUCCUCUGGAAACUCCCAGUGAGUUCCAAACAAGAGGAGAGUAUUCCAAAAUGCCCUACUAAUGGAAAGCAUCCUAAAGUUUUUGCCUCUUCUGAAUCUGUGUUGUUCUUUCAGAGAAAGGAUCUGUUAGCAGAAAUGGGUCCUGAUUCCUCUGCAGCAGAAAGGACUCCGUUGGGCACCGGAGAGAGGCCAAUGGGUAAGGAGGAAGGAGUUUUUACUCUGUCAUAUUUAGUGGAUUUUGAAACUAAUAAUUUGGGGGUGGGUUUCAUGUUUUGGAGGGACAGAGGAGCGGGGACAGUGUUUUAACACAAAUAAAAUAUGAAAUGGAUAGAAAUGUCAAAAUGCCCUUAGCAGGUGAGACUUUUUUCUGAGGCUCGUCUGUAGUUCGAGAUGCACAGCUGAAUCUCAGAGAGAACAAUACACUCUGGGUUUCCCAGUUAACUUUGUCUCUCGCAGGUGAGAGAACGAUGGCAGCAAGACCUCCUCCUCCGUCUUUUCAUGGUGGCGAAGGGGAAGCAGCGGCUGUGGAACCAGAUCAGGUAGGGGGAAGGAGACGUGUGGGGAAAGAGGCCGAGGGGUGGGGCAGCCAGGUGUUGUUGUUGUUUAGUCGUUUAGUCGUGUCCGACUCUUCGUGACCCCCUGGACCAGAGCACGCCAGGCCCUCCUGUCUUCCACUGCCUCCCGCAGAUUGGUCAGACUCAUGUUUGUAGCUUCGAGAACACCGUCCAACCAUCUCGUCCUCCGUCGUCCCCUUCUCCUUGUGCCCUCCAUCUUUCCCAACAUCAGGGUCUUUUCCAGGGAGUCUUCUCUUCUCAUGAGGUGGCCAAAGUCUUGGAGCUUCAGGAUCUGUCCUUCCAGUGAGCACUCAGGGCUGAUCUCCUUAAGAAUGGAUACGUUUGAUCUUCUUGCAGUCCAUAGGACUCUCAAGAGUCUCCUCCAGCACCAUAAUUCAAAAGCAUCAAUUCUUCGGCGAUGAGCCUUCUUGAUAGUCCAGCUCUCACUUCCAUACAUCACUACUGGGAAAACCAUGGCUUUUACUAUACGGACCUUUGUUGGUAAGGUGACUCUGGGCCUAAACAAAUCUCUCUCUUCCUUUUGGCUUCCAUCAUGGUUGCCGUCAACAAAGGUUGAAACUAGUAUUAUUUGUCAGUAGCUGCAGUUUUCUUCAUAUAUUUAACACUGAACGCUAAUAGAAGCUUUUAAGCCAGUGUUUCUCAACAUUGGGUCCCCAUAUGUUGUUGGGUUACAACUCCCAUCAUCCCUGAGCUCUUGCCUUGCUAGCUAAGGGUGAUGGGAGUUGUAGGCCAAAAAUAUCUGGGGACCCAAGGUUGAGAAAGGCUGUAAUCUAAGCAGUUGACCAAGCAUAAAAAGUGACCAGGAUUCACCCAGCGAGUCUCAUCAGCUGCACAUUGUGGUGUUUCACCAUUUGCAGAAAGGUAAAUUGCUGUUUUUGGCCUCCAUCUGACUCAAGAGUCUGCUGUGGCUGCAGAGACUAGUAACUUGACCUCCUUGGGGCGCAAGCCUGAGCAGUGUGGAUGGAGGUCCUGGGCUGUCCAGACGGCAAAAGCCCACUCUUGGGCUCUCUGAUGUGGUCCAAAGGAAAGCAGAGCAAGAUGUUUGGCAUCAGCUGAGCUGUAGGAGUUGCUGGAAGUAGGUGUACAAGGCUCUAUCCAACUGCCUUAGGGACUCCAUUCCAGAUUUGUGUUGGCUUCACUCCGUAGCCUUUUCUUCUCCCAAAGAUAUCCCACAGGGCGGAGGAGGUUUAGGAUCAACGUUUUCCUUCUCUUAGUUGGGCUCCCUUCCCAGGUGGACGAACCUCAUCUGCUCCUCUCUUCCCUCUGAAGAACAGGAAGCAACCACCAACUUGACUGUGGGACCUACUCUUGGUAUCUUCUGCUCAAUGUGCUGAAAUGUCUUAGCAUGGACAGGGAAGUCCCUGACUCAUUGGCUCUUCUCAGCUGGUUUAGCCGGUCAGUCAAAGCCGUUCCCAGGAUUGUGGCCGCUGUCUCAUCCUGACAGCUUCUAGGAAACGCAGGUGAGAGUGGAGUGCAGUCUCCAGGGCCAGAUGAACUGCAUCCAAGAGUAUUAAAAGAACUGGCAGAUGUGAUCUCAGAACCACUGGCAGUCAUUUGAGAAUUCCUGGAGAAUAGGCAAAGUCCCGGCAGACUGGAGGAGGGCAAAUGUUGUCCCUAUUUUCAAAAAGGGGAAAAGAGAGGACCCAAAUAAUUAUCGCCCAGUCAGUCUGACAUCAAUACCAGGGAAGAUUCUGGAGCAGAUCAUUAAGCAAACAGUCUGUGAGCACCUAGAAAGGAAUGCUGUGAUCACCAAUAGUCAGCAUGGAUUUCUGAAAAAUAAGUCAUGUCAGACUAACCUGAUCUCGUUUUUUGACAGAAUUACAAGCCUGGUAGAUGAAGGAAAUGCAGUGGAUGUAGCCUACCUUGAUUUCAGCAAGGCAUUCGACUAGGUGCCCCAUGAUAUUCUUGUAAAGAAGCUGGUAAAAUGCGGUCUUGACUAUACUACCACUCAGUGGAUUUGUAACUGGCUGACUGACCGAACCCAAAGGGUGCUCAUCAAUGGUUCCUCUUCAUCCUAGAGAAGAGUGACUAGUGGGGUGCCACAGGGUUCUGUCUUGGGCCCGGUCUUAUUCAACAUCUUUAUCAACGACUUGGAUGAUGGACUCAAGGGCAUCCUGAUCAAAUUUGCAGAUGACACCAAACUGGGAGGGGUGGCUAACACCCCAGAGGACAGGAUCACACUUCAAAAUGACCUUGACAGAUUAGAGAACUGAGCCAAAACAAACAAGAUGAACUUUAACAGGGAGAAAUGUAAAGUAUUGCACUUGGGCAAAAAAAAUGAGAGGCACAAAUACAAGAUGGGUGACACCUGGCUUGAGAGCAGUACAUGUGAAAAGGAUCUAGGAGUCUUGGUUGACCACAAACUUGACAUGAGCCAACAGUGUGACGCGGCAGCUAAAAAGCCAAUGCAAUUCUGGGCUGCAUCAAUAGGAGUAUAGCAUCUAGAUCAAGGGAAGUAAUAGUGCCACUGUAUUCUGCUCUGGUCAGACCUCACCUGGAGUACUGUGUCCAGUUCUGGGCACCACAGUUCAAGAAGGACACUGACAAACUGGAACGUGUCCAGAGGAGGGCAACCAAAAUGGUCAAAGGUCUGGAAACGAUGCCUUAUGAGGAAUGGCUAAGGGAGCUGGGCAUGUUUAGCCUGGAGAAGAGGAGGGAAGGGGUGAUAUGAUAGCCAUGUUCAAAUAUAUAAAAGGAUGUCACAUAGAGGAGGGAGAAAGGUUGUUUUCUGCUGCUCCAGAGAAGCGGACACGGAGCAAUGGAUCCAGACUACAAGAAAGAAGAUUCCACCUAAACAUUAGGAAGAACUUCCUGACAGUAAGAGCUGUUCGGCAGUGGAAUUUGCUGCCAAGGAGUGUGGUGGAGUCUCCUUCUUUGGAGGUCUUUAAGCAGAGGCUUGACAACCAUAUGUCAGGAGUGCUCUGAUGGUGUUUCCUGCUUGGCAGGGGGUUGGACUCGAUGGCCCUUGUGGUCUCUUCCAACUCUAUGAUUCUAUGAUUCUAUGAAACUACUUGUACUUGUCCUCCGCUCUUCCUCAGUAGCAUGUUGGACGCCUUCCGACCUGAGAGGCUCACCUUCCAGCGUCAUAACUUUUAUAUGCCUGUUGCCUUUGUCCAUGGAGUUUUCUUGGCAGGGAUACUGGAGUGGCUUGCCGGUUCCUGCUCCAGGUGGAUCACGUUUGGUCAAAACUCUCCACUAUGACCUGUCCAUCUUGGGUGGCACUGCACGGCAUAGCUCAUAGCUUCUCUGAGUUAUUCAAGCCCCUUCACCACGGCAAGGCAGUGAUCCAUGAAGGGGUCACCAGGGCUAGCUGGCUAAAUUAGUCCUAUUUGGGCCAGCAAGUUGGGGAGAAUUAGUUGUGGGAUCCCAGAGUGGGUAAUCUUAAUAAAAAGGGGAGGGGGAGGGAAGGAAGGGGAAUAAAAGAUCAGGCUAAGUUCAAAUUGAAAGCCAGGCGGAAUAGCUCUGUCUUACAGGCCCUGCGGAAGGAGGUUAAAUCCUGCAGGGCCCUGGUCUCCUGGGACAGAACAUUCCACCAGGUCGGAGCCAUCACUGAGGAGGCCGUGGCCCUGGUGAAGGAUAAUUUGACUUCCUUAGGGCCCAGGACUCUAAACUGUGAUUAUUCAUGGACCUUAAGGUCCUCUGCAGGGCAGACCAGGAGAGGCGGUCCCGUAAAUACAAGGGCCCUAAGCCACAAAGGGCUUUAAAGGUCAAGACCAGCACCUUAAACCUGACCCAGUGCAACUGGUAAAGCACUGGGUGAAUAUGCUCCCAUGGAAGAACCUCGUGAGGAGCCUCGCUGCAGCAUUCUGCACCCGCUGGAGUUUGUGGGACAGUUUCAAGGGCAGCCCUGUGUAGAGUGAAUUACAGUAGUCAAGCCUGGAGGUGACCACCGCGUGAAUCACUGUGGCCAGGUCGGGGCGGGAAAGGUAAGGGACCAACUGCUUAAUGCGGUGAAGGUGGAAAAAUGUCGCCCCAUCUGCUCCUCUCUUCCUCCUACAAACACAUGCAGCAGCCACCAUCUUGACUUUGGGACCCACUCUUGGUCUCAUCCGCUCAGUCUCUUGAAGUCUAUCUUCACAUGCAAGACACAUUACUAACUUACUGAGGGUUGGCUCUUCUCACCUGGUUUAGCCAUCCAGUCAAAGCCGUUCCCAGAUUGUGGCCGCUGUCUCAUGCGGACAGCUUCUAGGAGCCACAGGUGAGAGCAGAGUGCAGGAUGAGGAUCAAAGGUGGACAAACUACCCCAGAAGGAGCAGGAUGUGUUCCCCACCAAGGGUACUGUCACCCCACAAGGAUGAAUACCCAUCAUUAAAAUACACAAUAAAAGAAUUCCACUGAGAUGUUAAAAUAAGCAUCUAUGUUUAACAUGUGCACAAAACAAUCCCAUUCAAACAUGAUCACAACAGAGCAAUGUGGAGUAGAUCAUCUUUAUGUUGUCUAAGAGGAGGACAUUUCCCUCUUUCUUUUAGGAUCCAGUGUGCUUUGAAGAUGUUGCUGUUCGUUUCACAGACGAGGAAUGGGCGUUGCUGGAUCCUGACCAAAGAGCUCUGCAUAAGGACGUCAUGGAGGAGAAUCGGGGGAUCCUGCACUCUCUCCGUAAGGCUUUCUGCUGGAUCAUAAGAUCUGUUUUGAAAUUCCAUGCAUUGCUCUAUGUGAGGAACUGCCAAUAUUGUGAUGCAGUUCGACAAGCAUCUGGGAUUCUAACAUCCCCACCUUGAACCCUGAAUGCAGGGAUUUACUCUGUUUGUUAAUAUUCUUCCUCCAGUUAUCAUCAUCAUCAUUUGUAUGCUGCCUUUCCACAGUUAAAACAAAGCUCAAGGCGGCUUACAAUAUGAAAAGAUUUACAAAAUUACAAAUAUAUCAAAGUAAUCAUCAAAAUAAAUAAAACACAUGAAAAACUUUGAAACUGAACAAUUUAAACAUAAAAAUAAAACAGCAAAAACUCCCAACAAAUUUUCCCCCAAAAUUCCCUAGUCCUUGCCGAGCAGCAGCCGCAGCAGCAGUUUUUAUGAGGCCAGGAAGUUAUGGCUUUUAAAACAGUGACCAGGGGGUCUGAACCAACCAGGUCUACUUAAAUGCAGACUGUGGAGUUAUAUGGGAAGUUGAGGUAACUUAUGUCAGCUUAUGAGGUUUUGUUUUUGCUUCUGCCCAUUUUUGAAAGAGAAGACCGAUGUUAGAGUUGGAGUGGAUUUCAUGAUUGUGGCAAACUAAAUCCGUCCUAGAAAAGAGCCAGACUUUUUGAACCUCUGGUUUCCAUAAAUAUAUUUUUCACUCCAUAAGACACACUUACAGAGCGAAUGCGUAGUCCUUGGAGCCGAAUUGCCCAGGGGCAAAAAGCAGAUCAUGCUUUUUUUUAAAAAAAGAGGGAGGUGGGUGUUGAAACAAAGCCGCUCAUCGGCAAGCGACCGGGAGUGAGACAAGGGACGCUAGCAAUAAAGGAGGCUGCCUGGGAGGGGGAGGGGAAAGCCCAUGGAUCCUCAGGAUUUUUGCAUUGGGUCACCCCAAAUUCACCAUCAGAUCACGUAGCAUGUCCAUGGCUACAGCCUGCACCAAAAAAAGUCAUGCACCCACUGUUGCGUGGGGCCACAAUGGCUCAAAAACGUGGUUACAAAGCAUGGAUCCACAUGGAUCCUCAGGAUUUUUGCAUUGGGCUACCCCAAACUCACCAUCAAAUCACAUGUCUGUGGCCACAGCAUGAACCACAAAAAUCAUACAUCCACUGUUUCGUUCAGAAUAUUUUUUUUCUUAUAUUCCUCCUCUAAAAACUAGGUGCGUCGUAUGGUCAGGUGCGUCUUAUGGUCAGGUGCGUCUUAUGGAGCGAAAAAUACGUAUGUCCGAGAAUGCUGUUCAAUAAAGACCAUGACCUUUCUAGAAAGACCUCACGUCUUCCGUUCUUCCUGUUUCACAAAAGUUCAUUAGCAUUGUUUAAUAAUUGGGGGCUCUGUUUCUUCCUGAGGAUCUAAUUAGAUUCUCUCUUCAUUGUAGGUGGUGAUGGAUUGGAAAUGAAGAAUGGAGACCACAAGAGAAUCCACACAGUGGAGAAGCCAUAUCAAUACUGGGAGUGUGGAGAGAGCUCCAGUCAGAGCUCCUGUUGCCAUCGAAGAAAGCACAGUGGGAAGAAAGGCUAUCAGUGCUCAGAAUGUGGGAAGAGCUUCAGUCACAGCGCCACUCUCACUUCUCAUCAAAGAAUUCAUACAGGAGAGAAACCCUAUAAGUGCUUGGAAUGUGGGAAGAGCUUCCGUCAGAGGACCAACCUAAAGACCCAUCAAAGAAUUCAUACAGGAGAGAAACCAUAUCAGUGCUUGGAAUGUGGAAAGAGCUUUAAUACGAGCACAAAUUUUCAUCGACAUCAAAGUAUUCAUCUUGGGGAGAAACCAUUUAAAUGCCAAGAGUGUGGAAAGAGCUUCAGUCGGAGUGCCCAUCUCAUGGGCCAUCAAAUUAUUCAUACAGGGAAGAAACCGUAUCAAUGUCUGGAAUGUGGAAAGAGUUUCAGUCACAGCGCCACUCUCUCUUCCCAUCAAAGAAUUCAUACAGGAGAGAAACCCUAUAAGUGCUUAGAAUGUGGAAAGAGCUUUAAUACAAGCACAAACGUUCAUCGACAUCAAAGUAUUCAUCGUGGGGAGAAACCAUUUAAAUGCCAAGAGUGUGGAAAGAGCUUCAGUCAAAGUACGAAAUUCACGGCCCAUCAAAGAACUCACAGUGGGGAGAAACCCUAUCGUUGCUUAGAAUGUGGUAAGAGUUUCAGUGUAAGCACCUAUCUCACUUCCCAUCAAAGAAUUCAUACAGGGGAGAAACCCUAUCAGUGCUUGGAAUGUGGAAAGAGCUUCAGUCACAGGGCCCAUCUCACCGUCCACCAAAUAAUUCAUACAGGGGAUAAACCAUAUCAGUGUUUAGAAUGCAGAAAGAGCUUCAGUCAGAGGGCCCAUCUCACAGCCCACCAAAUAAUUCACACAGGGGAGAAGCCCUAUCAAUGCUUGGAAUGUGGAAAGAACUUUAGUCGGAAGGAGAGUCUCACUUCCCAUCGAAGAAUUCAUACAGGGGAGAAACCAUAUCAGUGCUUGGAAUGCGGAAAGAAAUUCCAUCAGAAGGAAACUCUCAAUUCCCAUCAAAAAAUUCAUACAAAGGAGAAACCUUAUCAGUGCUUUGAAUGUGGAAAGAGCUUCAAGUUCAAGAGGAGUCUCACAUCCCAUCAGAGAAUUCAUACGGGGGAGAAACCAUAUCAGUGCUUGGAAUGUGGACAGAGCUUCAGCCAGAGGACAAUUCUCACUUCCCACCAGAGAAUUCAUACGGGGGAGAAACCCUAUCAGUGCUUGGAAUGUGGACAGAGCUUCAGCCAGAAGGUAAGUCUCACUUCACAUCAACUAAUUCACAGUGGAGAGAAACCAUUUCGAUGCCCAGAGUGUGGAAAGAGCUUCACGCAGAGGACAGGUCUUAUGCUCCAUCAAAGAAUUCAUACAGGGCAAAAAACAUUUCAGUGCUUGGAAUGUGGAAAGAGGUUCCGUCGGAACUCCCAUCUCACUUCCCAUCAAAUAAUUCAUACAGGAGAGAAACCAUUUAAAUGUGAAGAAUGCGGAAAGAGCUUCAGUCAUAAGGUCAGUCUUACUUACCAUCAGAGAGUUCAUACAGGGGAGAAACCCUACCAGUGUUUGGAAUGUGGAAAGAGCUUCAAUCAGAGAGCCGGUCUCACUUCCCAUCAAAAAAUUCAUACAGGGGAGAAACCACAUCAGUGCUUGGAAUGUGGGAAGAGCUUCAGUCAUAGGGCCAAUCUCACUUCUCAUCAAAUGAUUCAUACAGGGGAGAAACCAUAUCAGUGCUCAGAGUGUGGAAAGAGCUUCCGUCAGGGGGCAAAGCUCACUUACCAUCAAAUAAUUCAUACAGGAGAAAAACCAUAUGAGUGCUUGGAAUGUGGACAGAGUUUCAGCCAGAAGGGAAGUCUCACUUACCAUCAGAAAAUUCAUACAGGGGAGAAACCAUAUCAAUGCUCGGAAUGUGCAAAGAGUUUUAAUAAAAUCACAAACCUUCGUCAACAUGAGAGAAUUCACAGUGGGGAGAGACCCUAUCAGUGCUCCGAAUGCGGAAAGAGCUUCAGUCAGAGCUCCCAUCUCACUUCCCAUCAGAUGAUUCAUACAGGGGAGAAACCCUAUCAGUGCUCGGAAUGUGGGAAAAGCUUCAUUCAGAGCACCCAACUCACUUCCCAUCAAAGAAUUCAUACAGGGGAGAAACCAUAUCAGUGCCUGGAAUGUGGAAAAAGCUUCAGUUGGAAAGAAGGUCUCACUUCCCAUCAAAUAAUUCACAGUGGGGAGAUACCAUUUCAAUGCCAAGAAUGUGGAAAGAGCUUCACAAGGAGGGCAGGUCUCACUUUGCAUCAAAGAAUUCAUACAGGGCAGAAACCCUAUCAGUGCUUGGAAUGUGGAAAGAGCUUCAGUCGGAAGGAUAGUCUCAAUUUACAUGCAAGAACUCACACGGGGAGAAAACAUUUUAAUGCUAGAAAUGUGGAAACAGCUUCACCUUCAACUGGAAUCUAGCUCCCCAUCAAACAAUCCAUACAAAGCAUAUCAGGGCUGAAAAUGUAGGGAAGACUAAUAAAGAUCCAUACUUCCAUCAACAGCACAGUGGGUAAUUUGGGGAGAAAGUAUUUCAUUGCCAAGAACGUGGAAAGAGUUUAAGUCAGAGGAAAAUUCUCACACCCAGUCAAAAAACUCACGGCAGGGCAAAGCUAUAUUAGUGCAUGGAAUGUGGAAAGAGCUUUAGUAAAGGCGCCAGUGUCACAUCCCAUUAAUCAAUUUACAGUGAAUAGAAACAUAGUAAUGGGUGUGUAUUAUUUUAAGGGAGACUUUGAUUUUUACAGGGGCAACAAUUGGAACAAUGCUCUUCUUAUUCAGCAACCCAGCACCAGAUCUUGACUAGGGGCACAUUUUUGUCAGUGUCUCGCAAAUAUUCCCCAAGUAGGUGACCUUGUUCUGCUUCCUCCCCAGUGAUAACAGAGACUAAGUCCAACACAACAAAUGAGGUACUUUUGAAACCAUUCUGGGUGGCAGGGUCUCCAGCCAAGGCCUUGUGACCCGUUUCAUAUGAGGUCUUGUGUCCCGCAUAUUGUUGGUUCUAACCUUGUGAAGUUUUGCUCUUCUCCAGAUUUGAAAACCACUUUCUCCAAUUAAACGUGAUAGCAGUCUCGCUGCUGCAAUCAUUUACUGAAGUAAUCUUCCAUAAUCCUUUUGUAAUAGUGUGUCCAGAAAGAGUUCUGCUUUCAACUGAACUUUGUUUGUUUGUUUGUUGUUGUUUGUAUAUAAAAAUUGCUUUUAUUUUUUAUUUAUGUCAUUUAAAUUGUGAUUCAUAUUAAUGCUGUAUUCUUAGUUUUAGAUUUUAUUAUUUAUGUGGAAAUUGUUUUCUGUUUGGUUGUGUACUUUUUGAGGUGUUUUAUUUAUUGUUUAUGACUUUUGUUAUGUUGGUAAUUAUCUAAAUCUUGUCACCUUGAGUAUUGUUUUAACUAUGGAAAGGCGGCAUACAGAUAAAAAAUGAGGAGGAGGAUGAUGAAUAUUAAGUUUAAAAACCUGCUGUAUCGAUGUAUGUAUUUGAAUCUAAUAUAUUUUUUAGCCUUUUUACAUGUCCACCCAGCAUGA
This is a messenger RNA of Podarcis lilfordi (Lilford's wall lizard), 39710 nucleotides long. The record is from the annotation of a GenBank genome assembly. Lineage: Eukaryota; Metazoa; Chordata; Lepidosauria; Squamata; Lacertidae.